This is a messenger RNA of Sphaeramia orbicularis (orbiculate cardinalfish), 1243 nucleotides long. RefSeq names its product solute carrier family 25 member 17 (gene slc25a17). Gene Ontology annotation, biological process: transport. Lineage: Eukaryota; Metazoa; Chordata; Actinopteri; Kurtiformes; Apogonidae. The transcript is spliced from 9 exons. Bases 134 to 1072 code for a protein of 312 amino acids. The record is from RefSeq and is a predicted model, not a curated record. Gene Ontology annotation, cellular component: peroxisomal membrane. Gene Ontology annotation, molecular function: coenzyme A transmembrane transporter activity; AMP transmembrane transporter activity; ADP transmembrane transporter activity.
GCGAGGUAUCAAAACAGAGUGAGGCGGUAACAGUAGUUUCAUUUUUAAGAAAGACUCGGGGGAAAAGACCCAUUAAAUUUAUUAUUUACGACUAAUACAGUGGAAGAAAAAGGGAAUAAAAACCUUGGUGACAAUGAGUUCUGAGGUGUUUUCGUAUGAGAGUUUGGUCCAUGCAGUGUCAGGAGCAAUGGGAAGUGUGACUGCGAUGACUGUGUUCUUCCCACUUGACACUGCCAGACUGAGACUUCAAGUUGAUGAUAACAGGAAAGCCAAAUCUACUCCAGCAAUUCUAGCAGAAAUUAUAAAAGAGGAAGGACUUCUGGCUCCUUACAGAGGUUGGUUCCCUGUCAUCUGCAGCCUGUGCUGCUCCAACUUUGUCUACUUCUACUGCUUCCACAGUCUGAAGGCAGGCUGGCUGAAGGGACAGAAGUCAACACCCGGCUCUGACUUAAUCAUAGGCAUUGCUGCAGGUGUUGUAAAUGUUUUAGUUACUACUCCUUUGUGGGUGGUCAACACCAGGCUGAAGCUUCAGGGUUCCAAGUUUCGUAAUGCAGACAUACGAUCCACCAACUACUCUGGCAUCCUGGAUGCGUUUGUUCAAAUCAUCCGUGAUGAAGGAGUGGGAGCUCUGUGGAACGGGACCUUUCCAUCACUGCUGCUUGUGAUGAACCCUGCCAUCCAGUUCAUGAUUUAUGAGGGUCUGAAAAGGCAGCUAAGGAGAGGAGUCCCUAGGGAGCUGUCAUCUCUUGAGGUCUUCAUCAUCGGUGCUGUGGCCAAAGCUGUUGCCACCACGGUUACAUACCCACUACAAACAAUACAGUCCAUUCUUAGGUUUGGUCAGUUUAAUGAGUCAACAGACAAGUCCAAACUUCUGUCCAGUCUAAGGACUAUCAAGUGUCUGCUGGUCAAUAGAGCGAGGAGGUUUGGCAUGUUGGGUCUUUUCAAAGGCCUUGAAGCCAAGCUGCUGCAGACAGUGUUGACCGCUGCCCUCAUGUUCCUUCUCUAUGAGAAGAUUGCCAGCUGCACCUUCAGAGUCAUGGGUCUGAAAAACUCCCACUACAAGAACCGCUAACUAGAGAAACACUUCAUAAACGUGGACACCUGCACUGAGUGACUGUUGUUUGCUUUUCUCACCGUCCACCUGGCUUACAUGUCCUUGAUAUCUGUGACUUUUUAUGAAAACAGUACAUCUUUAAUGAUCUCACAUAGCAAAUAUGUCACCAAAUAAACACUAUGAACUUAA